Molecule: messenger RNA, 2759 nt
Organism: Populus trichocarpa (black cottonwood)
Lineage: Eukaryota; Viridiplantae; Streptophyta; Magnoliopsida; Malpighiales; Salicaceae
Product: fimbrin-1
Exons: 15
Coding region: 423-2498 (691 amino acids)
Biological process (GO): actin filament network formation; actin filament bundle assembly
Cellular component (GO): actin filament; actin filament bundle; cytoplasm
Molecular function (GO): actin filament binding
Source: RefSeq, a predicted model, not a curated record
UAGCUCUUGUCUGUCCCUUUGGUAGAAAACUAAAAACCGUUUCUUCUCUCUCACACGUACACUUUGCUCUCCCACGAAGAAAAAUCGAUUCCUUCUCCCCCCUCUUCUGUCUCUAUUUAUAUCUCUAUAAUAUUAUAUAAUAUAAAUAUUUUGAUUUCUUGGAACGUGAAUCUGUUAUUUUCAACAGGGAUAGAGAAGUGGGGUCUUUGCGAUUCAGGCAAGUUAAGAUCAUCUCCGAGGAUUAUCUGGUAGUGGGUUCUUGUUGCUAUUUGUAUAUAUUAGGAUCAGAAUUUGAGUCUUUGUUUCUGUUGUUGCUUUUUGGACUCUGGUUCCAAAUACUCUUGAGGCCCUUUUUUUUUUACCAUUUUUUGACGAAUCUGUUGGAGAAUAGAUAGUGUUUGUUGCGUUGGCAAUUCUUAGAGAUGUCGAGUUACAUGGGUGUUCAUGUCUCCGAUCAAUGGCUGCAAAGUCAGUUUAUGCAGGUUGAGCUUCGCAGCCUUAAGUCAAAAUUUAUAUCAAUAAAGAAUCAGAAUGGCAAAGUUACUGUUGGAGAUUUGCCGCCUGUGAUGAUCAAAUUAGAAGCUUUUAAUUCAAUGUUUAAUGUGGAGGAGAUAACUGGGAUAUUGGAUGAGUUGCAUGCUGACUUAAGCAAUGAGAUUGAAUUUGAGGACUUCCUCAAGGCAUACUUGAAUUUACAAGGUCGAGCUACUGCAAAAUCAGGGGCUUCUAAGCAGAGUUCAUCUUUCCUCAAGGCCACAACUACGACUCUUCUUCACACAAUUAGUGAAUCUGAGAAAGCAUCUUAUGUUGCUCACAUAAAUAGCUAUCUCGGGGAUGACCCAUUUCUGAAGCAGUUUCUUCCAAUAGAUCCAGCUACAAAUGAUUUAUUCAAUCUGGCAAAAGAUGGAGUGCUAUUAUGUAAGCUCAUCAAUGUUGCAGUGCCAGGGACAAUAGAUGAACGUGCCAUCAACACGAAACGAUUUCUUAAUCCAUGGGAAAGAAAUGAGAACCAUACCCUUUGCCUCAAUUCUGCAAAAGCUAUUGGAUGCACGGUGGUCAACAUUGGCACACAGGACUUGGUGGAAGGAAGACCUCAUCUGUUGCUUGGGUUGAUUUCUCAGAUUAUAAAGAUCCAACUGUUGGCAGACCUUAGCCUUAAGAAGACACCUCAGCUUGUGGAAUUGGUGGAUGACAACAAUGAUGUUGAGGAGCUUAUGGGAUUGGCCCCUGAAAAGGUCUUAUUGAAAUGGAUGAAUUUCCAUCUGAAAAAAGCAGGCUACGAGAAACCUGUUUUGAAUUUUUCUUCUGAUUUGAAGGAUGGAAAGGCUUAUGCAUACCUGCUUAAUGUUCUUGCACCAGAGCACUGCAGUCCAUCUACAUUGGAUACCAAGGAUCCUAAAGAAAGGGCUAAGCUGGUUCUUGAUCAUGCAGAGCGGAUGGAUUGCAGACGAUAUUUAAAACCAGAAGACAUUGUUGAAGGAUCUCCAAAUCUGAAUCUUGCAUUUGUGGCACAAAUAUUUCAUCAAAGGAAUGGCCUGACUACAGACAGCAAAAAGAUUUCCUUUGCUGAGAUGAUGACUGAUGAUGUACAAACUUCUAGAGAAGAAAGAUGUUUUCGACUAUGGAUUAACAGUCUUGGAAUUGUUACAUAUGUUAACAAUGUAUUUGAGGAUGUUAGAAAUGGAUGGAUACUAUUGGAAGUGCUUGACAAGGUUUCUCCUGGGUCAGUUAACUGGAAGCAUGCAUCUAAGCCUCCAAUCAAGAUGCCAUUCAGAAAGGUAGAGAAUUGCAAUCAAGUGGUACGGAUUGGUAGACAACUGAAAUUUUCCCUUGUCAAUGUAGCUGGAAAUGAUAUUGUACAGGGAAAUAAGAAGCUCUUACUUGCUUUCUUAUGGCAGUUAAUGAGAUAUAACAUGCUUCAACUCCUCAAGAACUUGAGAUCCCACUCCCAAGGGAAGGAGAUAACUGAUGCAGAUAUUCUAAAAUGGGCAAACAAUAAAAUUAAACAAACAGGAAGAACUUCCAAAAUUGAGAACUUUAAGGAUAAGAGCCUAUCAUCUGGAAUAUUCUUCCUUGAGCUUCUUCGUGCUGUCGAGCCAAGGGUGGUUAAUUGGAACCUCGUCACCAAGGGUGAAAGUGAUGAGGAGAAGAGAUUGAAUGCUACAUACAUUAUCAGUGUGACACGGAAACUAGGCUGUUCAAUUUUCCUGUUGCCAGAAGACAUCAUGGAGGUGAACCAGAAGAUGAUUCUGACCCUAGCUGCCAGCAUAAUGUACUGGAGCCUGCAAAAAGCAGUGGAAGAUGUGGAAUCAUCUCCAUCCCCUUCUAAUGGGAUUUGUACAGCUACUCCUGAUGCAUCCCCAGCUCAAUCUGUCAGUGGCGAAGAUGAAAUAUCUUCCUUGGGUGGUGAAGUCUCAUACUUGAAUAUUGAUGAUGAUGACUCUGACACUGCUGUCUCCUCGCAGCUUGAGAACGAGAAAUCUCCUACAGUAGAGUGAAACAUGAAUUGUAGCCUGCAAGACAGCUUUGGUGAAACUGAAUAUACAAGUGCAGCUAGUCAACAUAUCUCCUUUACAGUGAAGCAAAUGCGCAGACAAUAGGGAAAAGAGCAGAAAUUUUGUAAAUUGCGAAAUACUGUGCCUAGUCAACAUCUGUGCAUGUUCUUUUUUUAUUAUUAUUCGUAAGUAGGCUGUAAUUCGUAGAUGUAUUCUUUUGACUCAUUCUCGUAAAAUUUUAUUUUUUUGGUUCUUGAGAUAGAA